Coniosporium apollinis CBS 100218 is the source of this 1770-nucleotide messenger RNA. RefSeq lists its product as uncharacterized. Bases 1 to 1770 code for a protein of 589 amino acids. The record is from RefSeq and is a predicted model, not a curated record. NCBI's taxonomy places the organism in Eukaryota, Fungi, Ascomycota, Dothideomycetes. The transcript has 3 exons.
AUGACAAUACCGAACGCACGCGAGUCUCCGCCGCCGCCAUUACCUCCACCGCGUCAUAUUGGCGAGUUAAACGGUAUACAGGGCUGCGCAUGGCAACGGGGAAACGGCGAAAACGGCGCCGGUGUUGGAGGCAGCUCGGUUGCCAAGGUGAAACAGGGUUCGAGUUUGCUGAACGGGACCGGUCAAGUGAAACGGGUCAACUCAGAAGAGCAUGCUGAAGGAGAUGGUGCUGCGCGACAUGGCACUUCGCUGUCGACGGCUAAAUCCUCGGACGUAGCCAUGGACUCGGACAGCCAGGAGCGCAGCGACGAAGAACGCGGGUCGCAGUCAAGGCCGUCUCUCGCAAACUAUAGGCUGCAGAGUGAAAGACAGCUCGGUCAGCGCUCACUUGAUCAUUCUUCGCAGGCGUACGACAAGCAGCUGCUGUCCAAAAUCGGAGGUCCUAACACUCCGACGCGGAUUGCGGGGGGCAACUACCUCUCCACCAGUGCUCAAGAAACCUCAACUGGCUCACACAACAUGGUCGAGAAGCUCAACGGCCAACUCAAGCCUUUGUCUAUGCCGGAGCGACGGUUCUCUUCGGUGGAUUCCCCAAGCACUCGUUGGCCUUCAUCCGGCACGGUUUCUCCGGGCAACAUGGGUUUCCGCAGCCCCGGAUACGAGCAAACGCCGACCGACCCUGCUUUGUCGCGACGCUUCAGUACCAUCUCCAGUAUGGGCGGAUUUGAAGAAUCGGCACCAAGCACAGCAAUAUCGCAUCGCGGAAGUUAUGAUCAUGCAAUGUUUUCAGAGCAAGACUUUCCGAUGGAGGAAAAUGCUAUGCGGGACUUGAACAUCAGCGAACGCAGUCCGUCAGGUUCUGACGAAUACCAAACGACCUCCAAGGUGGGCGUGAAACGUCGCGCACCAACGCCGCCCACUGAGGCUGCUCGAGAUGACCGUGCGAGUGGUGGGAACGAUCUCUAUCAUCGGCGUUCAGCGCAAAUGCUGAACCAGCGAAACUUGCCUGUGUCAAGGUUCCAUGCGAAUCAUGGCUCACUAUCGUCAACCUCAUCGCUGGGCCAGAGAAACGGAUCUUAUGCAUCUUCAUUCGGACUAUCAGCCGCAAGCAGUGCGACCAGUUACAACGGCGAGCGAAUUUCACCUAGCGCGUCGUCUCCAUCCAUCGAUACUGAGUUCGGACCCGCUUCGCCAUACAUCAACAACAGGUCUUACGAGCUCCAUGAACUGGAAAAGCAGUACACAUGUCAGUACUGCCCAAAUCGCUUCAAGAACAAGAACGAAGCCGAACGGCACCAAAAUUCGCUCCACCUCCGCCGCCAUUCCUGGUCCUGCGCAGCACUGGCAGGCGUUCAUGCAGCCUUCCAUCCCUCAACACUCCACCCAACAGCAGCCGAUGUGUGCGGCUACUGCGGCGAAGAGUUUUCGAACCCGGCCAAUUGGGAGGCACGGGCCGAGCACCUCGAUCACGUGCACAAGUUUGGUGAAUGCAACCAGGCCAAGAAAUUCUUCCGUGCCGACCACUUUCGUCAGCACCUUAAGCACAGUCAUGCAGGAACGAGUGGAAAGUGGACGAACAUGCUGGAGAACGCCUGUAUGAAGAACGAACCGCCGCCAAAAGAGAGAAUGAGUUCAGUCGUCGCGUUCGUAGAUGCCAGUCCGGGAUCCAACUCUCCGGGCAAUGGCAUGACUCCGCCAGGAAUCCCUGUUGCGCCUAUGAUUGCGCCUCCAAGUACUGGUACCAUGGAAGAUGUGCAAAACGGAUCGUAA